Nerophis ophidion (straightnose pipefish) is the source of this 2629-nucleotide messenger RNA. Its product is annotated as excitatory amino acid transporter 5-like. Lineage: Eukaryota; Metazoa; Chordata; Actinopteri; Syngnathiformes; Syngnathidae. Gene Ontology annotation, cellular component: plasma membrane. Bases 68 to 1810 code for a protein of 580 amino acids. The transcript is spliced from 11 exons. Gene Ontology annotation, biological process: L-glutamate transmembrane transport. Gene Ontology annotation, molecular function: glutamate:sodium symporter activity; neutral L-amino acid transmembrane transporter activity; L-glutamate transmembrane transporter activity. The record is from RefSeq and is a predicted model, not a curated record.
UUCUGAGGAGGAGGGUUUACCGGGUUGCAUUCAGGAACCCAGCGGCUUUAGAAGGAGCUGGUGGAGGAUGGCAGUGGCUCUGGAUGAAGUGUGGGGGCGGGUGAAGAAUGUCUGCAAGCAGAACGGUCUGCUCAUCCUGUCAGUGCUGGCCGUGGUAAUUGGCUGCCUGCUUGGCUUCUUCCUCAGAGGCAAGCAGCUCUCUGAACAGGAGGUGAAGUACUUCCAGUUUCCCGGAGAGCUGCUCAUGAGGAUGUUGAAAAUGCUCAUAUUGCCGCUGGUCGUUUCCAGUUUGAUGUCGGGUCUGGCGGCUCUGGAUGCCAAAUGCUCCAGCCGCCUGGGCAUCAUGACCAUCUCCUACUACCUCUGGACCACCUUCGUGGCUGUGGUCGUGGGCAUCGUCAUGGUGUACAUCAUCCACCCCGGUGGAGCUGCUCAGAAGGAGGACUCCGAUGAGAGCAAGAAGCCAAUGACCAGCUCUGCCGACGCGCUGCUGGAUCUCAUUCGGAACAUGUUCCCUGCAAACCUGGUUCAAGCCACCUUUCAGCAGUAUCGCACCCAACGAGUUCCAGAGUACAUCCCCAAGCCGACAGUAGCCCAGCUCCUGGACGAGACGACCACUCGGCGGGUGUACAUCUACGGUAUCCAGGAUGACAACGGAACCGACAUCCAGAACUUUUCCCUUGAUCUCACGCCGCCGCCGGACGUCAUCAUGAAAACGUCGCCCGGUACGAGCGAGGGCAUGAACGUGCUGGGGAUCGUCAUUUUCUCGGCCACCAUGGGGAUCAUGCUGGGCAGGAUGGGGCCCAACGGAAGCGCACUGGUGAACUUCUGCCAGAGUGUGAAUGAAGCGGUCCUGAAGAUUGUUGCCAUUGUCAUCUGGUAUUUCCCCUUCGGGAUUGUCUUCCUGGUGGCCGGGAAGAUCUUGGAGAUGGACGAUCCAUCAGCGAUGGGGAAGAAGUUGGGCUUUUAUGCCAUCACGGUGGUGAUGGGUUUGGUACUGCAUGGUCUGUUCAUCCUCCCCGCCAUGUACUUCUUCAUCACCAAGAAGAGCCCCAUUGUCUACAUCAGAGGAAUCCUGCAGGCCUUGCUUAUUUCCUUGGCCACCUCCUCCAGCUCGGCCACCCUGCCUAUCACCUUCAAGUGCCUCCUGGAGAACAACCACAUUGACCGCCGCAUCAUCCGCUUCGUCUUGCCGGUGGGGGCCACCAUCAACAUGGACGGCACCGCCCUCUACGAGGCUGUGGCGGCCAUCUUUAUUGCCCAGGUCAACAACUACGAGCUGGACUUUGGGCAAAUCAUCACAAUCAGCAUCACUGCCACUGCGGCCAGUAUCGGUGCAGCCGGAAUCCCUCAAGCGGGGCUCGUCACCAUGGUGAUCGUGCUGACCUCCGUGGGCCUGCCGACCGAUGACAUCACUCUCAUCAUUGCUGUCGACUGGGCUUUGGACCGGUUCAGGACCAUGGUCAACGUGAUGGGUGAUGCCUUGGCCACAGGGAUCAUGGCCCACAUCUGCAGGAAAGACUUCAUUAAAGAAGGCGAACAGGUACCUCUGAUCUGCGAGACCAAGCCCAUGAUCAGCAUCCAGCAGAUGAUGAGCUACCAGAACCAGAAGAACGGCUGCUACCAGCCUCCUCCGGCGGGCAGCAGGCAGGACCACUUGUCCCCGGACGUGGCGCGGCUCAUCCAGCUGGAGGAGGGGGUCCGGCCGACGGAGAGGAGGAAACAGGCGCUCACCUCUCACCACAAGAGAGGCCACAGGGACAAGGAGCACUGUUCCAUCGACAUGAACGGCCUGGAGACCAACGUGUAGAACUCAGCUGCUGGACCUGGUUCCUCUCAUGAAGGCGGCACACCUUCCGGCUCUCAGCGUGCAGGAGCUGCAAAAAAGACAACUUUCUUUUUUUAAUAUCUUAAAAAUGGUACACAUUUGCCUGUGUGUGUUUGUGAGUUGUCCAUAAAGUAUCUAAUGUGGAUUCUAUUUGGUACCAGUUGUCCAUACAGUAUCUAACAUGGAUUCUAUUUGGUACCACUUGUCCAUACAGUAUCUAAUGUGGAUUUUAUUUGGUACCAGUUGUCCAUAAAGUAUCUAAUGUGGAUUUUAUUUGGUACCAGUUGUCCAUAAAGUAUCUAAUGUGGAUUCUAUUUGGUACCAGUUGUCCAUAAAGUAUCUAAUGUGGAUUCUAUUUGGUACCAGUUGUCCAUACAGUAUCUAACAUGGAUUCUAUUUGGUACCAGUUGUCCAUACAGUAUCUAACAUGGAUUCUAUUUGGUACCAGUUGUCCAUAAAGUAUCUAACAUGGAGUCUAUUUGGUACCAGUUGUCCAUACAGUAUCUAAGGUGGAUUCUCUUUGGUACCAGUUGUCCAUACAGUAUUUAACAUGGAUUCUAUUUGGUACCAGUUGUCCAUACAGUAUCUAAGGUGGAUUCUAUUUGGUACCAGAUGUCCAUACAGUAUCUAACAUGGAUUCUAUUUGGUACCAGCUGUCCAUAAAGUAUCUAAUGUGGAUUCUAUUUGGUACCAGUUGUCCAUAAAGUAUCUAAUGUGGAUUCUAUUUGGUACCAGUUGUCCAUACAGUAUCUAACAUGGAUUCUAUUUGGUACCAGUUGUCCAUACAGUAUCUAAUAUAGA